Molecule: messenger RNA, 2453 nt
Organism: Solea senegalensis (Senegalese sole)
Lineage: Eukaryota; Metazoa; Chordata; Actinopteri; Pleuronectiformes; Soleidae
Gene: mgat1a
Product: alpha-1,3-mannosyl-glycoprotein 2-beta-N-acetylglucosaminyltransferase a
Exons: 3
Coding region: 586-1917 (443 amino acids)
Biological process (GO): protein N-linked glycosylation
Cellular component (GO): Golgi apparatus
Molecular function (GO): alpha-1,3-mannosylglycoprotein 2-beta-N-acetylglucosaminyltransferase activity
Source: RefSeq, a predicted model, not a curated record
UUCUUCUCGUCGCUGUGUCCUCAAAGGUUUUUGUUAACUUCAGAAGCAGGAAGUCUCUGAGCAGCUCCGUGUCUCUGCUCCUCUGUUUGUCUCGCUUCAUUUCGCCGGUUGUCGGAACGCGAGGAAGAAAAGUCCAGAGGAGAAGAAGAAGAAGAAGAAGAAGAGGAAGAAGAGGAAGAAGAAGAAGAAGAAGAAGAGGAAGAAGAGGAAGAAGAAGAAGAAGAAGAAGGAGAAGAAGGAGGAGAAGAAGAAGUGACGCUGUCACGGUGAGAGGUGGAGACUCAGCUUCACUCUCCGUGUGUUUCUGUUCGUGCACAGCCACAGAUGGAAGAUGAUAUUGAAAGCUGAGGAUCUUGAAGAAUUGCAGCUGAUCUCCAGGAUGAAUCCUUCCCCUUGUUAUAUUUCCUGCUGAAGUUACAGCGCCAUGAGCCAACAAGGUGCAACUCCAUCACUAUGAUCAUGUUCUUGUGAUGAAUCUCCGGCUGCUCUUCCCAUAUCCCGUUCCUUUUGUCCGUGACAAAGCCAGGUGUGUUUAUUCACAGCCGUCCCUCCUGAUCCCCUUUGUGCUCUUGAAGUGUCUGGACCAUGAUCCGAAGGAAAGGCUCCCUAAUUCUGUGUGGAAUGCUCCUGUUUGUCACGUGGAAUGCCAUACUGGUACUUCUGCUGUGGGGCAGACCCCCACCCGGGCAGUCUGACGUUCCUGGCCAACAGCACGAGGAAGUGGCGUCAGAGCCGACAAAUGAUGUGGUGGGAGAUGUGCUGCGAAUGGCAGGCUCAUUUGAAGCAGAGCUGGAACUGCAGAAACAAAUUCUGAUCCAGAUCCAGAGACAUCACUCACUGUGGGAGCCAUUAAACAGAAACCAUCCACAGGUCAGAGCCCCCCCCGAGCAUGUCAUCCCUGUCCUGGUCAUUGCCUGUAACAGGGUCACUGUGAGGCGCUGCUUAGACAAACUCCUGCAGUACCGUCCUUCAGCAGAACGUCAUCCAAUCAUUGUGAGUCAGGACUGUGGACAUGCUGAGACAGCUGAGGUCAUUCGUUCCUAUGGAAAUCAAAUCAUUCACCUGAAACAGCCGGAGCUGUCGGACAUUGCUGUGCAGCCAGAGCACAAGAAGUUUCAGGGUUAUUACAAAAUCUCCAGGCAUUACCGCUGGGCUCUCAGCCAGGUUUUCAACACCCUAUCUCAUUCCUCUGUUGUGGUUGUAGAGGACGACUUGGAGGUGUCGACAGACUUCUUUGAGUACUUCAGUGCUUUACUGCCACUCCUGAAAUCUGAUCCCAACCUGUGGUGUGUGUCAGCUUGGAAUGAUAAUGGCAGAGACGGCUAUGUAGAUCCAGGGAAGGCAGAUCUGCUCUACCGGACAGAUUUCUUCCCUGGCCUCGGGUGGAUGCUCCUCAGGGAGUUGUGGGAGGAGCUUGAGCCAAAAUGGCCGCCGUCUUUCUGGGAUGACUGGAUGCGUCAUCCAGAGCAGCGCCGCGACCGUGCCUGUAUUCGCCCGGAAGUCUCUCGGACUUUAACAUUUGGUCGCCAGGGUGUAAGUCUGGGUCAGUUUUAUGACAAGUACCUGCGUUACAUUAAACUGAAUGCUGAAUAUGUGCCUUUCACCAAGCUGGACCUGAGUUACUUGAAAGAGGAGACGUACAGAGAAAACUUUGAAAAGGAAGUUUAUAGUGCACCUGUGGUUUCAUAUGAAGCUGUGAAGCAGGGUCAGCUCAAAGGACCUGGACCCUUUCGACUUCAAUACUCAAGUAAGGACAGUUUCAAAAUCCUGGCUAAAAACCUGGGAAUCAUGGAUGACUUGAAGUCUGGAGUCCCAAGAACGGGAUACAGAGGAGUCGUCAGUUUCAUCUCAAAAGGGAGGAGAAUCCACUUGGCUCCUCCUCCAGGAUGGACCCAGUAUGAUAUCACCUGGAGCUAACCCAGGACAACGCCUCUGUGCACUCGCCUUUCAGUCAUUUCUGGAGCAUUUCAGACCAAAGAGCGACGUCUUCAAAUACUCAGGUGGAUCCUUUUUUUCCUCUUCUGGUGAAGGGAUCGCUGCCAAUGCUUCUCAGGUCUUUUUCAUUUUUACAAACAUUUCUUACAGUGUAGGACACAUAAACACCUAAACACAUUGUUUAACAAAACUGCUGUAAUUCACCAGAUGUCUAUUCUUAUAUUAUGCAAAGUGUGCACAUGACAUUCAUUAAUGCAUUCACUGCAGUUACCCACUUGUUGCCACUAAGUUAUUUACAAUUUGUGAUCGCCUAUGUGAACGUCUUGGUACGAUCCGUUAUAAAGAUGAAAUCAUGUGUGGUGUGGUUGACUGGUCACAGCUGCAGUAUCAUUGAUUGUAUAAUCUUUUGAUUUUAUUUUUUUUAAAUGACUCUUCAUUGUUUUCUUAUAUGAAGCUUUUGGAAACUUCAGCAUUUUGGUGUUGCUAUAUUUUUGGAAUAAAAAAAGAGUUUAACCUGA